Molecule: messenger RNA, 2257 nt
Organism: Trichechus manatus latirostris (Florida manatee)
Lineage: Eukaryota; Metazoa; Chordata; Mammalia; Sirenia; Trichechidae
Gene: SH3BP5
Product: SH3 domain binding protein 5
Exons: 10
Coding region: 291-1751 (486 amino acids)
Biological process (GO): intracellular signal transduction; negative regulation of protein tyrosine kinase activity
Cellular component (GO): cytoplasm
Molecular function (GO): protein kinase inhibitor activity
Source: RefSeq, a predicted model, not a curated record
GUCAGCACCGCACCAAGGGGCGGCGGGCGAGGGCGGAGCGGGCGCCGCUGCGCUGCCGGCCGCACAGAAAGGGGGCGCCCGCGCACAUUUCCUCCGCUCGGCUCCGCCUGGGCCGGACCGACCCGCAUCGGCGAGCGGCGCUCCUGGGUGUAGUCCGCGGCGGCUCCCGGGACUGUGCUGGGCUGUGGCGAGGUAGCUCAGGCGAGCCUGCGGCGGCCACGACCCCUCGGACGCUCCGGAGCCCACGGCACAGUUCGCGUUCCGGCUGCGGCGACCGCACCCCUGCCUGCAUGGACGCGUCGCUGAAGCGGAGUCGAUCCGAGGAGCCCGCCGAGCUCCCGCCGCCUGCUCGCAACGUGGAGGAGGAGGAGGAGGGAGACGGCAUGGAGCAGGGGCUGGAGGAGGAGGAGGAGGUGGAUCCUCGGAUUCAGGGAGAACUGGAGAAGUUGAAUCAAUCCACGGACGAUAUCAACAGGCGGGAGACUGAACUUGAGAUGUACAUCCUUGGGAGAGGACCUUUACCUCCUGAAGUUUCAAUUACCUCAUCUGUGAAAUGGGAGCAUCUGAGCCAAAUGAUGAACAAAGUCUUUUCUGGCUCUGAGGACGCUCGCCAGAAGUUCCGCUCUGUUCUGGUUGAAGCAACGGUGAAACUAGAUGAACUGGUGAAGAAAAUUGGUAAAGCUGUGGAAGACUCAAAGCCCUACUGGGAGGCGCGGAAGGUGGCGCGGCAGGCUCAGCUGGAAGCUCAGAAAGCCACGCAGGACUUCCAGAGGGCCACUGAGGUACUCCGUGCCGCCAAGGAGACCAUCUCCCUGGCCGAGCAGCGGCUGCUGGAGGAUGACAAGCGGCAGUUCGACUCAGCCUGGCAGGAGAUGCUGAAUCACGCCACUCAGAGGGUCAUGGAGGCGGAGCAGACCAAGACCAGGAGCGAGUUGGUGCACAAGGAGACGGCGGCCAGGUACAACGCCGCCAUGGGCCGCAUGCGGCAGCUGGAGAAGAAGCUCAAGAGAGCCAUCAACAAGUCCAAGCCUUAUUUUGAACUCAAGGCAAAGUACUACGUGCAACUUGAGCAACUGAAGAAGACUGUGGACGACCUGCAGGUCAAACUGGCCCUGGCAAAGGGCGAGUACAAGACGGCCCUGAAGAACCUGGAGAUGAUCUCAGACGAGAUCCACGAGCGGCGACGCUCCAGCGCCAUGGGGCCCCGGGGCUGCGGCGUCGGCGCGGAGGGCAGCAGCACGUCCGCGGAGGACCUGUCGGGGAGCAAGCCCGAGCCGGAUGCUGUUUCUGUGGCCUCAGAGGCCUUUGAAGAUGACAGCUGCAGCAACUUUGUGUCUGAAGAUGACUCGGAAACCCAGUCUGUGUCCAGCUUUAGUUCAGGACCAACAAGCCCAUCUGAGAUGCCCGACCAGUUCCCUGUCGUUGCAAGGCCUGGCAGCCUGGACCUGCCGAGCCCUGUGUCCCUGUCAGAGUUUGGGAUGACGUUCCCAGUGCUGGGCCCUCGCAGUGAAUGCAGUGGGGCCUCCUCCCCUGAAUGCGAGGCAGAACGAGGAGACAGGGCAGAAGGGGCAGAGAAUAAAACAAGUGACAAAGCCAACAACAGUCGGGGUCUUGGCGGCAACAGCAAGAGCCAAAGCAGCACGGCCACCGAGGGCCAGGCCUUGGAGAAGCGGAUGAAGCAGCUCUCCCUCCAGUGCUCCAAGGGGAGAGAUGGAAUCAUUGCCAACAUAAAAAUGGUGCAGAUUGGCUGAUCCACCCAGGGCCCCGGCCCACAUGCUGUCAGUAUUUAUACAUGAAACUGUAUGGAGAACAUCGUGCCAGUACUCAUUUAAUAUAUGCCAAAUCUUAAGCGUUUGCUCUAAACUGCACUAAUGAAGUUUCAGUGACCCUGAGGGCUGAAGAUUCUUCCUAAAAUCUCUUGGGCUGGUUGGUUUUUCAGAGUGGUGGAGCUGUUACAGGUGGACUUGUGACCAGGCUCACCGCCUCUGUGGAACGUUCUCUGUAGCGACAUGGUGGAAGCAAUAACUAGUUCUUAUGAAAGAACCUGAGCCAGGAAGGGGGCUGGGAAGCCAAGCCAAACAGGUCAACAGCUUGCUUCUCUUUCCCUUCUCUCACCCUCAGUUUGUUUGGGAAGAUGGAGAUGUGCUCUCCUUUAUAUCCCAGGAGAGCUAAAUGAAAUCAUUAAAACUCAAGUACUCAAAGCACACCUUCUCGACCCUUUGAAGGCUAAAAAAAAAAAAAAAAACAAAAAACACCA